Rhea pennata is the source of this 2797-nucleotide messenger RNA. RefSeq names its product HUS1 checkpoint clamp component (gene HUS1). NCBI's taxonomy places the organism in Eukaryota, Metazoa, Chordata, Aves, Rheiformes, Rheidae. The coding region runs from base 43 to 897 and encodes 284 amino acids. The transcript has 8 exons. Gene Ontology annotation, cellular component: site of double-strand break; nucleolus; checkpoint clamp complex. The record is from RefSeq and is a predicted model, not a curated record. Gene Ontology annotation, biological process: double-strand break repair via homologous recombination; meiotic DNA integrity checkpoint signaling; telomere maintenance.
CGUUGCGGCGGGAGCCCCGUCCCGCCGCGUGCCGCCGCCAUUAUGCGCUUCCGCGCCAAGAUCGUGGAUCUCGCCUGCCUCAACCACUUCAGCCGGGUGGUGAACACGGUGGCCAGGCUGGCCAAGACCUGCAGCCUGCGCCUCACGGCCGACAAGCUGUAUUUCAUCCUCUCGGAUAAAGUGGCGAACGGAGGCGUCAGCGUGUGGUGCGAGCUGUGCCAGGGGAAUUUCUUUGAUGAGUUCCAGAUGGAAGGAGUAGCUGCAGAGCACAAUGAAAUCUAUUUGGAGCUAGUGCCUGAGAACCUGUCAAGAGCAUUAAAAACAGCCCAGAAUGCUAAGACAGUGAAGAUCAAGCUGACCAACAAACACUGUCCUUGUCUCACAGUAGCUGUGGAGCUACCAUCCUUGUCAAGCAGCAGUCGAAUUGUGACACAUGACAUUCCAGUGGGGGUUAUUCCCAGAAGAUUAUGGAAUGACUUCAGAGAGCCCAGUGUGCCAGACUUCGAUGUCAGUAUUUACCUACCAGUAUUAAAAACAAUGAAGAGUGUGGUGGAGAGAAUGAAGAACCUCAGCAAUUGCAUUGUGAUUGAAGCAAACUUGAGUGGAGAAAUGAACUUGAAAAUAGAAACUGAUUUAGUGUCUGUAACAACACAUUUUAAAGACUUAGGAAAUCCUCCCUGGGCAUCAGACGAUGAAUGUCAAAGUUCUGCUCAAGGCAGAGAUCCAGAGACCAUGGCUGAGGCACGCAUAGAUAUCAAGAAGCUGCUGCAGCUGCUUGCAGGACAGCAAGUCAAUCCCACAAAAGCUUUGUGCAAUAUUGUAAGUAGAAGGAUCGUCCACUUCAUCUUGCUCCAUGAGGACGUUUCACUUCAGUAUUUCAUUCCGGCACUUGCAUGAAUGCUCUUGAAUCUCCAUCAUUUUCCAGUCCGAGGCCUUUUCCACAAAGCAUGAGACAAGUAUGAGUUGCUGGAGUACUCUCAUGUGAUAUGCUGUUGGAUGCAGGCGUGAGCUGGUCAUUAUAUCUGUUUUUAUGAAGUUACCAAAGAAUUUCUGCAUCCAGAAGACCAUUUUUGCGAAGCAUUGCUGCUAUGAGAGACACGCAGCAUUGGAGAGCUGGCAUAUCUGAGUGUUACAGAGAGAAGAACUUUUGGAAAUCUGCAUAUGCUUUUAGUAUGCUUUGAGCUGCGGGAAAAGAAAUGUAAUUUUUUUUUCCUCUUCAACAAACAUCAAGGCAGAAUUGACUUCUAGAGUUCAUGCUGGAUGUAUUCAGUAUCAGACAACACAGCUCUGAGUUAAGGGAUCCCUAAGCAGGCUGUUGUAUAUGUGUAGGGCAGGAUAACAUUCUGCAGAGCUGACACAUCGGUAUUUUUCAGGUUAAGAGAGCAAUUAGUGUUGCUGUUCUUGCAGAUAGAGAAGGCUGGAGGAGCGGCAGUGGUCAAUACAACGGUAUACACAAGGGUUGAUGGGGUAUUCCUAUAGCCCACUGCAAGUAUUAUUGCUGUUCUAAACUCCAUCACCUUCCAGGCCCAUGUAUCAUGGUAGGUGCUGUUUUAUGUCUUAGGCACAGAAUAGAAUACUUGAGCUCCAUACCUGUUUAACUGUGCACAUCUGGGCUGUUUUCUUAAAGAAUGAGAAAGGUGAAGAGAGGUGAAUCACUUGGUUCUUACCUUUGUAUCUUAGGGAGCCAGGCUAGCAUUAGAGUUCUUUGCUGCUAUUUUGCAGUGGUCAGAUAAUCUGAAAUGCAUCUGUCAAGUGUGUUAGAGAGUCAGAUGAUCUGUCCUAAAGGUGUGACAAAGCAUGUGUUAUGUUCAGCACCAACUGUUCAUGUUGUUAAUGCAACUCAAGUGGAAGCAUCUUUUACUGUACUGUACUACUGCCCUGGUCCUCAGUUUCUUAUAUUCCAAAUCUUUAAAAAAAUUCUGAGAGUAUCUCUAAGCUAGCAAAUAGAAAUAACAUCCCACAAGAAGAGACUAGUAUUCUAGCCUGCUUGUUUGGGCUUGUUCAUGUAAAUGUCCAAUCUGCUACUGUUUUUCCAUCCUGUCCCUGCCUGACCUCUGUGUCCAGAUGUGUCAGAGCAUGCUCUGUUUUCUUUUCUUCCCUCUUCAUGAAAAACUGAUGUAGAACGGGCAGUCUACCUUGGCAUCUUACUUCCGCCCUCUGAACACCAUAUGAUAACAAAAUGGGAUAUAAAGGAACACUACAGAGGUUAAAUGUGCUGUAGGUAACUGAAACUGAGAAAAUCUGUUUGUAUCUAGAAAGCUAAGUUCCUUAAGAAGAGUUUUGCUGGUAUAGGACCAAAGAUUCGGGACCUGGAACUGCACUUUAGGCCUCCUGUAACUGGAAACAGUACAGGCUCUUCAGCUUUCAGAUGAAGUCUAUCUGCCAUAGCAAGUACCUAACUCCUCCUGGGAGUUAAGCACUUAAUUAGUGAAGCUGUAGUGUCCUAUGAUGCUUAAAACAGUCUAGGGCUUUUUUUCUGUUUUGAAAAAGUAGUUCCAACACCCCAUGCUCAAGAGUGAAUGUACCCUUAUGCUGCAAACUAUACCAGAAUAGGGAGUUGAUGUGUAUUAAACCUAACCAUUUUUUUACUCUGCCUGUUCAGGAAAUAAGAUUAUUUUUCCUUCUUUUAUGCUAACUAGUGAACUCCCUAAGCAGAAAGCAUUUUCCAAAUCCUGUUUCCACAACCAACUACAGUUACCCCCUAAAAUCUGUGUGUAAUCAAAAUCACUGUAAAUCAAGUUACAUGGAUUUGCAUGGUAGAGGUAUACAAUAAAAUAUUCUUGAAUUGUCUUCCGAA